AUGGCACGAGACGUUCCUGGUGCACAGAUCAGCACGGCUGUGUUCAGGCUGGUGCUGAUGUCGGUGCCGACGGAGAAGAUGAGCCUGACCACUCUGCAGGAAGAAGCUUCGCCGCUUCCUGCUGAGUGUGCAUGCACUCCAGAACCGGGACAUACCCUUAUGACUGAUGCACUCUCCCCAGAGGACAUGCGGCUUCUUUUUCAACUACAGGUCCGGAACAGCGAGUUGAGAUCCGCGUUGAAUUUGGAGGAGGAGGAGCUGCCCCAGGUGGACUCUCAGACCGAUGAAUUCGUGGAGCAGCUGAGGCAAGUUGCUGCAGAAGGGCAUGGGCUCGAGUCUGAGCUGCAGUCCUUGGAGCAGGAGCUUGUGAAGAUGACUCCCAAGCUCACCGAGGCGGGCGGGGCGGUCUUUUGCAGGCACAGUUAUCGAAAGUGGACCGCCAGGAGGCAGUCAAGCAACAUGCGGAAGGCCAUGAAGCUGCAGCUCUUCGAAGGCAUCCUUCGAACUGUCCGUGAGCAUGUUUGCGCCUUCCUCCCAGGUUCAACAAAAGCUGGAGUUGCAGAAAGUUUUGAGAGACGAGCCUUUAUCACGGUGCCACAGACCGAGCCAUGCCGUCCAAGCAUGGACACUGGGGAGGCUGGGCUUUUCCUGGUCGAGCUGGCGGAGGUUGCAGUCUUUGCAGACCCGCCGAAGUCAGUCGACCAGAGUGAGUACGAUGCUUCCAGCUGCUACGGAGGUCCUGGUCCGGGACCUGAGUUGGGCCGACUCUACAAGGGUGACAUCGUGGCUGCCCAGGCAUGUGACGCAGCUUCACCAAGCGAGGAUUGGCUGCGUCUUCUGUUUGACAAUCCUGUGAGACGUCUGGUGGUCUUGGGAAGCACAUGGCACUCCGAGGAUUCAGAGGAGCAGCUUGGAUCCACAGACCAAGAGUCAGACGACAGUCAAGAGGAUGGGACACGUCUUGCCAGAGUGGAAGGAGCGAGUUGCCUUGCUGGUGGUUACGUGCUGCGGCGGCAUGUCCUGGUAGGCAGCAUGCUGACUUGGGCCGGCCCAUUGAGACCACAAGUAGGAGCAGAAGUCUGCAACGGUGACAAGGACCUUCCACAGGAGGCUGGUCUCUGGCCCCGGGAUGUGCUUGAAAGAUUUCGGGCGACCGGAGUCCGUCCGCAGUGGCAUGACGCACCAGGUGAAGAUGCCCUCGCACUGUAUGGCGAGAUGACACGGCACCAGGUGGAGGAAGGACUGCGAUCAACUGCCAUGUUCCUUUCCAGAGCCGAGGCGGUACUCGUCGUUGUGGGCGAAAUGUCCGCGGACUCUGCAGCCUCCCACGCCCCAGGACGUGAGAGAUGGCAAGGUUUGUUUGACGACUACACCUUCGAGCAGAUGUGCACGAGACAAGCAUUCGUGGAGUCUCCCGAGUCGGCCUGGGACUUUUGGCUACACGUAUGUCGUUCGUGUCGACAAGCGGCUCCCCACACCGGCUCCGGCUACGACAUCCUGGCGUCCCUUUGCGACGAAUCGCAAGGCCCUGGUGCUCUCCGAGUGGCUUUAGGAUCUUUCGUUGUGACAACUUGCUGGGAUGGUCUUGCUGCCUCGACCCUGCCCGACGAGUUUCUGUGGGAAUCCCAUGGAACAGUACAGGAGCUUCGCUGCUCCGGCGCCUGCUUGCAGACUUGGCCCGUUCCUGAGGAGUUGCUCGAGAGCAAGCGACGCAGCUUACCAACUUGCCCGAGGUGCGGCGAGCCUGCCUUGCCGGGAAUCCGCUUAAAUGAUGAGACGGAGUUCCGGACUAUUGCCAGCCGGGCUCAAGAAGCUCGCUUCCUGGCGUGGCACAAGCGAUGCUCAGCUGCCAGCCAGAUCCUCGUACUGGAGAUUGGUUGCAGCCCCGGCUCCGAAGGCAGACGCAGGGCCGAAGCCUUUGCAGGAGACUUUGAUGCUACACGAGUGAGGUUCGUCCGCUUGAACCGGCACUUCCCUGCGCUGCCUCGGCGGCACAGUGGCCGUGGGGUAGCCCUGCCGCUGUGCAGCGAUGCGCUGAGCCGCCUCAAGGCGUUGAUGUCUGCUCUGGAGAUGGGGGCCUUCGUGUUUCAGGACUCUCAUGGCAUGGGUGCCGAAGUUGUUGUACGGCGGGACGCACCAGUGGAGUUCGCAUUCAGGAAAGCUACGCAUCUCUCCACCCAUGGCCAGACCGCAGAUGUUGGUUUCAAGGCUUCCAGUGUGCUCCACGAACAUCGAACUGCGGAGCUUGGACCGAAGGAGACAGUGAAGAAGGACUUCUUCUUCUCGGACCGAGAUGCUGUGCCGCCUGUUGUGCGCAUCGUGGUGACCAAUUUCUUUUUCCACGAUCGAAACCGUCUUUUGCAAGAGCGACUGCGCCAAGUUUGGAGCCUCAUCAAGGACCUUGUUGAAGCUUUCCAAGCACAUGAAUACCAAGAGAAGUUCGAGGCUGCUCGCCGGGUUGCGCCCAUGUGUCUUGCUAUACUGGCGCUUUGCAUUCGGGAGUCGCGGACAGCAUCCUUUAGAACCUCUUGA
Messenger RNA from Symbiodinium necroappetens, 2532 nucleotides. The record is from the annotation of a GenBank genome assembly. NCBI's taxonomy places the organism in Eukaryota, Dinophyceae, Suessiales, Symbiodiniaceae.